AUGGAAAUAUUGGAGAUGAAUUCCAGCUCUCUAUCCUUAAAUAAAAAUGACGGUGCCGAUUUGGACUUUAAAAAAAGAACCAUUAUUGGAGAGCUUAUAGAGACUGAGGAGGAAUUCUCAAGAGAUCUUCAAUAUGUAGUUGACAAGUAUAUGAAGGCCGUUGACAAGCCAACUGCUCCCCGAUCGGCCCGGGACAACAAAGACAUUAUCUUUUGCAAUUUUCUACAAAUUGCUGAAUUUCACAAUAUGGUGCUGAAAGAAGGCCUUAAAUGUUAUAGUAAUCAACCCAAUAUGGUAGCCAAAACAUUUUUAAGACUCGAGCGUGAUUUUGAUAAACAUGUCAAAUAUUGCCAAAAUGAGCCGCUGGCCCAAGAGUUUCUCUCCACAAAUGUGGAGAGUCAAACUUUCUUUCAGGAACUUUCAGCAAAUCUAGGUGACGAUAAAUCGCUUUCCGAACACUUGAAGCUUCCACUUCAGAGAAUCAACGACUAUAAGCUACUGUUUAAGGAUCUAAUAAAACUAUCACAAUACUUCAAAGAAAAUGUUAGGGACUUGGAGAGAGCUUUAGAACUAAUGCUUAGUGUGCCAAGUAGGGCAUAUGACAAUAUAUUUAUUUCAUGCAUUGAGGGCUAUAAAGGUAACAUUUAUAAAUUGGGCCGCUUAUUGUUGCAUGAGUGCUGCACAAUCACAGAUAAGGAUGGCAAGUCCCAUGAGCGAUAUUGUUUUCUAUUCAAGUCACGACUCUUAAUCACAAAAGUGCGAAAAAUCUCAGAGAAAAAGUCGAUAUUCAUUUUGCAAAAUAUUAUCAAGCUGCCGCUAUGCAAUAUUGAGGACAGAUUAGAGGAGAAGCAAGUCGAUCUAUCUUUAAGAGCAUCAGACGCAAUAUCAUCCGAGUUGCCAAUUUCGAUUAAGCCUCACAACGAGGACAGUCAUCGGAUCUGGUACGAAGAGAUUAGGUCAUAUAUUGAUAACGAGAUUGCACUGCAAGAGCACAAUGCAGAUGAUCUGAAAGUCGAUGCGACAAAUAUAUCAACUGAAAGCGAAUUGUUGCUGCGUCUGCCCCAUAAAAUUGAGGCAUAUGAUCCAAAUUUAGGUGUACGACCCUCUGAUGUGGCCGAAAACUACUUUUUGAGCAAGGAAACGAAAGAACGCCUUCAGCUUGAGCAUCAGCAACUAAUUCGAAUCGAACAGGAGGCUAUAGAACUAUAUAAAAGUCAACAGCAGAAUCAACAACACAAUAUUGUCACUCAGUCAAAUGUGCAGAUAAAGUCUGUCAAAGAGAAUGUAAUCCAAGCUCAUCACUCUGAGCACAAGGUGGAAACUCAAUCUCAAAGUGUCUCGAUUGUAAAAAGCAUUGAUGCCAAAACCAGUGCUAAGGAAACUAAACCAAUUAAGACCGUAAAGAUCGAAGAGAUCAAGGUACCCGUAGUGACUGAAUCUGCAAAAACUAUCAACGUAGAAAAGAAGCAGAGAAAUGAAGAAAAACCAACUGUUGAAAAUAAAAAUUUAGAUACACCAAAAAUUGAACCUGAACCAAUCGUAGUAAUUGAAACUUCAAGCGAAAAGGAAAUAAUAUCCGAUAAAAAGAAAAUUAACGUAAUUAAUGAAAUUGCAAUAGAGAAAUCGCAUAAGGUCGAAGAAGUACACGAAAUUCUAACCGAGGGUAAGAACAUUAAAGAUGAAUAUUUAGAAGAUACUCCGAUCGAUUUGAUUCCCAAUCCAACUGAAACAGUAACUGAACCUCAACCUGAACCUGCAACUGAACCUGCAACAGAUAACAAAUGCAUUAGCAUUAUUCCAACUAAGCAUAAUCCCAUCGAAUUGAAACAUAUCGUUGGCUAUAAUGAGUCCCUGCAGGAUAGUGAUAGUAGAAACGAAAACGCCCAAUCACGACAGGGUUAUCAGCCUGGUCAUGCCACUAAUAUAACCAAUGCAGCUACAUUAACCCAAUGGAAUAAUCAGCUUGCCAAUAUCGCAAAUCGCAACAAUGCCAACGGCAAUGAUCGUUCCGGUCGAGGUCAAGGUUCACCCCCUCCACCGCCUCUGCCGCCCCAUUUCGUGCGCAUGCCCGGCUUCUUUCAACCGCUUCCGCUUGUCUCGUACGAGACCACCGUAGAGAUACUAAUCAUUAAAACCCGGCCACCAUCGCCGCCUCCACCGCCGCUAACCGUUAAGCGUGUGCACGUUUACACCGAGAGUCUCGAGCAGAAGACUCAGAACUUUUUGGAGGGCAUCUACGACAUAUCGAGCUCAGAUACAUCGCUGCGCAAUGCUAAGCAAAAGAUACGAAAUAUUAAAACGACCGUUUUAAAGUCGAAAGACUCAACGAACUAUGCCCAAGAUACCGUUAAGAAAGCGAAAGCUCGCGAUUUCUCACAUAUAUUUACGCCGCCCAUUAAAAAUAAACGACCCAUUUUCGAAAUUGUCGAAGAGCCUGUUAACAUUUGCGAGCUUGAUGGCGAUUAUACUGAAUCUAUUGCUGACGAUUUCAGAGAGUCAAGUGCCGAUUUUGAAACCCGAGGCCAAAGCAUUGGCAUGGAUGAUCACUAUUCUGGGUAUUCCCUGGCUACUAAGCGGCACUACGAAAGUAAGACCAGGGAAUAUGAUAGGGGCACCUCCUAUGACAGUACUCAGGAGCAACGCUAUGGCAUAAGUUCUAGACGUGAUCGGACAACAUUGGAUAGAAACGAAGGACAUUCAUCACUUCUGGCCACCGGUCGCUCCGAGAGCCGUGUCGAGAGCCGUGCUGAGAGUCGCGCCGAGAGUCGAGCUGAGAGUCGUGCCGAGAGUCGAGCUGAUAGUCGCCUAUCGUAUUCGCAUACGGCCAAACGAUCUGCUUCCCACAUGGUGGAGGAGGGUCCACAACGGUCCGUUGAAAAGCCGAUUGUCGUUAAAAUGUUGAAAAGUGUUCACGUCGAAUCCGGAGAAAGCGCGCAUUUUGAGAUUCAAUUUAAGGAACAGCCAGGCCUGGUCACCUGGUUAAAGGACAAUAAGCCUUUGAACGAUAUCCUGGCGGAUCGCAUUAUUCAAACGAGUGCACCCAAUAAUUCAUAUCGCUUGGAUAUUAAAAACUGCAGUGAGAUGGAUGCGGGAACUUAUACAGUUCGUGCCCAGUCGGCAACCGAUACAACUAGUGUCACCGCCCAGCUGGCAGUUGGCCAAGUAAGUGGCCUUGAUGAGUCUAAAACGAAUAUUGCGCCAGCCUUUCUGGUUUCCUUGAAGGAUGCCGAAAUGAUUGAGAAUACUCUGUUUCGUUUCAUGGUCAAGAUUCUUGGCGAUCCCAAGCCCAGAGUUAAAUUCUUUAAAAAUGAGAAGGAAAUUCUUGAAAUCACUGAUCGCAUUCAGAUCAUCAGAGAUAAGGAUUAUUUGGGAUUUUAUGAAUUGGUCAUUGCUGAAGUUCAAAAGGAGGAUGCUGGAGUCUAUUCCUGCAAAGCAACCAAUAAACAUGGUGAAGCCAUCUGUGAGGCAACAGCAACCACUGUGGAAUUCAAAAAUCCAUUUGGCGCUCUAAGUGGCCAAAUUUUGCCGAGUGGCGAGAAAGCCGUUUUUUCAUGGAAACGAAAUGGAGAAGAAUUCGAUCCCGAGGAGCGAUUCAAAGUGCUCUUUGGCGAGGAUGAGGACUCGCUGGCUUUGGUCUUUCAACAUGUCAAGCCCGAGGAUGCUGGCAUCUAUACGUGUGUGGCCCAGACAACAACGGGAAAUAUAUCCUGCAGUGCUGAGCUAUCCGUACAGGGUGCUAUCCAAACUCUAAAUCGGGAACCGGAGAAACCCACUCUAGUGAUCGAACACCGCGAGGCAAACACAAGUAUCGGAGGAUCUGCCAUCCUCGAACUGCAAUGCAAAGGUUUCCCCAAGCCAGCCGUGCUGUGGAAACAUGAGGGCGAAGUCAUUAAAGUUGAUGACAGGCACAAGUUUAUGUAUGAGGAUGACGAGAGCAUGUCCUUAAUCAUAAAGGGCAUCCAAACUGAGGAUGCGGGCGAAUAUACCAUCGAAGCUGUCAAUGAGCUUGGACAGGAUCAAGGCUCCAUUAAUUUGGUUGUCAAGGCCGCUCCAAAGAUCAAGAAAAUUCAAGAUGUAACCUGCACAGCUGGUGAGACAGUGAAACUUGAAAUUGAAGUUGAGGGAUUCCCGCAACCAACGGUUAGUGUGACCAACAAUGGCAAGGAUGUGUCCAGCGAGAGCAAUGUGAAAAUCGCCUCGACUUCAGUUGGCAAAAGCACCGAAAAAGUUGUUGUCACCAUUUCUGAUAUUAAACUGUCGCAAGCUGGCAAUUAUUCGAUAAAGGCCACCAAUGAUCUGAGCCAAACUUCAGAAUAUUGGAAUUGUACCGUUAAGUCCAAGCCGAUAAUUGUCAAACACUUCGAAGAAGAGUACAUACACGGCGAAAAGGAAACCGUACAUAUGUCCGUGAGGGUCGAUGCAUUCCCCGAAGCAAAACUGACGUGGUAUCACGAUGAAACCGAAAUCAAGAUGACCGAUAAAAGAUACAGUGUGGAUUGCGAUGGCAAUACCUAUACACUGAAAAUCACCGGCACCACUCGCGUGGAUGGUGGCAAAUAUUCCGUUAAGGCGGUUAACGAACACGGUUCAGCGGAGAGCAAAACUCAGUUGCUAUUGAAAUGUGCCCCGGAACUGAAGCAGAAAUUGAAGAACAUUACGGUUACCGAGGGUGAUUCGAAUGUUGAGCUUGUUGUUGGUGUCGAUGCGUAUCCAGUGCCUCAUGUCAAAUGGUUUAUCGAUGGCAUUGAAAUUGAUUCGAAGCGAAAUGAUUUUCGUAUUUCGCAAGAUGAUAACACUUUCAAAUUGGUCCUAAAGGAAGCGGCUGUCAAUCAGCAGGGCAACUACUGUUGCAAAAUAAUGAACGAUUAUGGUGUGCUGGAGGACAGCUGUACAGUGACCGUCAACUGCAAGCCCAAAAUCAAAAGAAAGUUGAAGGAUGUCGAGGUUAAAGAGGGAGAUUCCGUAACCCUAGAAGUUGAGAUAUACAGCACCCCAGAAGCCAAUGUCAAAUGGUUUAAGAAUGGACAUGAAAUUCAUGAAGAUGCACGCAUUAAAAUCAUCCGAGAUUCGCAGCGCAUUGAAAAUUAUUAUUUAACUUUAAAUCUGUCGAAGCAAGAAGACGCUGGCACCUAUGAGGUGAAGGCAACAAAUUUCAUUGGGGAGACAACAUCAAGUUGUAAAGUCAUUGUUUUGACGGUACCCGAGAUUGUUCACAUAGAUGUCUUUCAAAUGCACAGUUUCGAGAGCCUUCCGCUUAAAUACGAAGUCAUCGCUACUGGUAUUCCAAAACCGGAAGCCGUUUGGUAUCACGAUCAGAAGCCCAUUAAAUCGGACGAUCAUGUUGCUAUAACAGUUGAUGGGGAGCAUUAUAAACUGGAAGUUAAGUCUUUGGAUCUAGCCGAUGCCGGUGAAUACAAAGUAGUCUUGAAAAAUAAAUGCGGUGAAAAAAGCCAUCAGGGAGUGCUGUCUCUCUCAGGUGUCGCUGAGUACAGGAAACCUAUACUGAUCUCCAGUUCUGGAUUGAAAGAUCUUAAACUUAAGAAGGGCGAGAGCGUUGCGGAAACAGUAAUAUUCACAGCUGAUCCAAAGCCAGAAAUUGUUUGGUUGAAGGACGGAAAACCAAUUCAGAGCGAUGAACAACUUAAACUAAAGACUGAAUCGAAGGAGCUAGAAAACGGAUUAGUACAAUACACGUGCAAUUUAAAUAUAAUGAAAGCCGACAUUAAGGACUCUGGACGUUAUGAGCUGAAAGUGAAGAAUAAGUAUGGAGAAUUAGCCACAGCUGGGUACAUAGAUGUGCUGGCCAAGCCAGAAAUUUUGGGCUUGAAGGAUCAUAAGUGUAUGCCUGGGGAUACGGUCUGCUUUGAAGCAACCAUACUUGCCAAUCCGAAACCAAAGGUCUCCUGGACCCGAGGAAAUGAGAACCUUUGCAACAAUGAGAACUGCGAAGUCAUCGCCGAUGUCGAUGGCGAUAAGUAUAGAAUUGUCUUCCAGUCCGUAGCAUCAAAGGACGACGGCAAAUAUACAGUUACGGCCAUUAAUUCCGAAGGAAGGUCUGACUGUGAAUUCAGUCUGAACGUACUUGUUGAGAAGCCUGCGUUCAUAGUUCCACCCGAAGACCAGGAAACCCACGACCUUAAAAAUGUGACAACCAAAGUGGUUGUCCAUGGAGUACCGAUACCUACUAUUGCAUGGUUUAAGGAUAACAAACCCAUUGAUCUAACGGCUACUAACAAAAAUUCAGAUGAAAAAGCUUAUAACGUUAAAUCUAAUGCGCUGGCAACCGAUCAAGUUGAUGGUGUCUUUGAAAUAACUAAAUUUAGACCCGUCGACAUUGGAACGUACACUUGCGUUGCUAAAAACGAAAUUGGCGAAACGAAAGCAACAUUUAAAUUGGAAUUGGAGUCGCUGGCACCUAAGUUUGCCAAGAAAUUGGACAAUGCCGUAGAUGUCAUGGAGGGUGAGCCUCUCCUGCUGGAGUGCACAGUGGAUGGCAGUCCCUUGCCCACAGUCCACUGGUUUAAGGACAGCGAGGAAAUCAAGCCUAGCCAAGGCGUGUUGUUGACAACAACGCCUGAAGGACUAGUUAAAUUGGAAAUCGAGCACUGUAAACCAAAUGAUUCGGGUGCCUACAAAAUAAUUAUUUCCAAUCCACAUGGCGAAAAGGUUGCACUCUGCGCUGUGGCCGUAAAACCCAAGGAAAUGGAACCGAAAUUCGUGAAGCCCAUUGAAAGCCAAACAGUGACCGUUGGAGAACCCUUAAAAUUAACUGCCCAUGUCACUGGUUUCCCAGCACCCGAAAUAAAAUGGUAUAAGGAUGGUUUGCUACUACGCCCAACCUCCGGUAUUAAUUUCAUUAAUAAUCCCAAUGGACAAAUUGGCUUGUGCGUUGAUUCAGUUGAUGGCCAGGAUGCUGGUAUCUAUAAAUGCGUAAUUGUGAAUAAGCAAGGCGAAAUGGAAGGCGCAGCCAAGGUUGAGGUAGUUGCUCGGGAAGCAAAGCCAGCAUUUGUUGCCGAGCUGCAGGAUGCAUCUAGCAUUGAAGGAUUCCCGGUUAAAAUGGAUAUUAAGGUUAUUGGUUAUCCAGAACCGAAGCUUCAAUGGUUCCACAACGGACAUGAAAUAUUGCCAGAUAACAAACAUUUUGCCAUUGUGGAGAAUCCCGAUGGCGUAUAUAGCUUAAUCGUAGACAAAACGGCGCCAACUGAUUCCGGCUUAUAUGAAGUUAUAGCACAAAAUUCGGAAGGAUCAACCGCUUCCAAGGCAAAACUAUAUGUUGCCCCCAAAACUGAUGAAACCUCAACAGAGGAAAUGCCUCAAUUCGUCUCGGGUCUUCGGGAUGUGAAUGCCGAUGAGGGUCAAGAGAUGGUGUUGUCAGCACCAUUUAUUGCCAAUCCAAUGCCAGAGAUAAUGUGGUCCAAGGAUGGCGUUCCGUUGGUACCAAGUGAACGACUAUUAAUGACUUGUGAUGGAAAGCACGCGGGUCUAACUAUAAACCCUGUGGAAACCGCCGAUUCCGGUAAUUAUGUUUGCCUGCUUGCUAAUCCCCUGGGAGAAGAUUCAUCGGCCUGUAAUGCGAAUGUUCGCAAAGUCUACAAGGCGCCGAUCUUUACGCAAAAGAUGUCGGAUCUACAGCAAGUUUUUGGCAACAAUGCCAAAAUUCCGGUUACUGUUUCGGGCGUUCCUUAUCCGGAACUCCAAUGGUUCUUUCAAAAUAAACCCAUUGAGUCUUCGGACAAAUAUUUCAUCCAUAAUGAUGGCGAUCAUCACAUACUGACUGUCAAGGAUUGCCAAGCCCCGGAUCAGGGUGAAUACAAAUGUAUUGCCUCCAAUAGGGAAGGCAAAGAUAUUACCAAAGGUCGUCUAGACAUCGUCAAUGAAGUUAAAAAACACAUGCGUUCCGAACCACCUGUAUUCCUUAAAAAAAUCGGAGAUUGCGAUAUCUAUGAGGGUAUGACAGCCAAGUUUACUGCCUGUGCUACCGGAUAUCCCGAACCGGAAGUUGAAUGGUUCAAAAAUGAUCAGAGACUAUUUCCAUCUGAGAAUAUUGUGACUGAAAAGGAACCAAACGGUCUUCUACGCCUAGCAAUUAAAAAUGUUACGGAUUUGGAUGUGGGACGCUACUCUUGUCGUAUCUACAAUCCACAUGGUGACGACAUUUGUCAUGCCGAAUUGUUCUUCGAUGUUAUAGAUUCGCAUCAGCGUCCGUUGGGAGACCAGUACUCAGACUUUAAGCAGUACAAGAAGACCGGUGCUCCGCCACCAUUGCCAGAUGCUCCGAUUAUAUCACGAAUGACCGACAGACGUCUGCGACUAUCCUGGAAACCAUCGGUUCCCUUGUCUGCUCGCUAUCCGGUCACGUUUCAGGUUGAAAUGUUGGAUUUGCCGGACGGUGAUUGGCAUACUUUAAGAACUGGCGUUCGUAGCUGUGCGUGUGAUAUUAAAAACUUGGAACCGCUCAGGGAUUAUAAAUUUAGAAUACGCGUGGAAAACAAGUUUGGUGUCAGCGAUCCAAGUCCAUAUGCUCAAACAUAUAGGCAUAAGCUUGUACCAGAGCCGGCGAAAACUUACACGUAUUUACCACCUGGUACUGACUUUAGACCAGAAACUUCACCAUAUUUCCCGAAGGACUUUGAUAUUGAACGUCCACCACAUGACGGAUUGGCCCAAGCUCCACAAUUUCUACUUCGUGAAAAUGAAUUGUCCUAUGGAGUCAAGGGUCACAACACUGAAUUAAUGUGGUUCGUCUAUGGCUAUCCUAAGCCAAAGAUGACCUAUUACUUUAACGACAUGCAAAUUGAAUCCGGUGGUCGAUUUGAUCAUAGCUACACUCGUAACGGCCAAGCGACCCUUUUCGUUAACGAUAUGUUGGAUCGCGAUGUUGGAUGGUAUGAAGCAGUCGCCACAAAUGAACAUGGUGAAGCGAGACAACGAGUUCGCCUUGAAAUUGCCGAGUAUCCAAGAUUCUUGAAGCGACCAGAUGAAACAUUCAUAAUGUCACGCAAAAAUGGACGUAUUGAAGCGAGGAUUACGGGUAUUCCAUUGCCAGAGGUCCAUUGGUAUAAGGAUUGGAAGCCUUUAGCUGAUUCUUCUCGUAUUAAAAUGCACUCCUAUGAUCCCGAUAUCUACGUACUCUCAAUCCAUGACUCAAUAAUUAAAGAUGGAGGCUUGUACUCGGUCAGCGCUAGAAAUGUAGCUGGAUCUGUUAGCACCUCGGUGACUGUACACAUUGAAGACAAUGAGGAUCAAUAUAUUUACAAGACCUAUGGCAGACAUCCAUAUGUGCGUCCGAAGCAAUUGCGCUACGAGGAUAAAUAUGAUAUUGGUGAUGAGCUGGGUCGUGGAACCCAAGGAAUUACUUAUCAUGCCGUUGAGCGUGCAACGGGCGACAAUUAUGCGGCAAAGAUCAUGUAUGGAAGGCCAGAGCUGCGACCAUUCAUGUUGAAUGAGUUGGAUAUGAUGAACAUGUUCAAUCACAAGCACCUAAUUCGUCCCUAUGACGCAUAUGAGAAUGAUCGCUGUGUAACACUCAUCAUGGAACUGGCAGCUGGCGGAGAGCUUGUUAAGGAUAACUUACUCAAGCGAAAUUAUUACACGGAGCGGGAUAUUGCCAACUAUGUCCAACAGUCGCUUUGGGGAUUGGAGCAUAUGCAUGAUGUUGGAGUCGGUCACAUGGGAAUGACGAUUAAGGACCUAUUGAUUUCAAUCGUUGGUAGUGAUUAUAUUAAGAUUUCCGACUUCGGUUUAUCACGCAAAAUCAAUAAACAUAAUCUAUCAACAUUGGAUUAUGGCAUGCCGGAAUUCGUAUCGCCAGAAGUUGUGAAUAAAGAAGGCGUAAGCUUUUCGCAUGAUAUGUGGUCGAUUGGCUUAAUCACCUACGUACUGCUUAGCGGUCGAAAUCCUUUCCUCGGUGCCGAUGAUAGGGAAACAUUAACUAAGAUUCGUGAAGGCCGUUGGGAUUUCAGUGAUCCAUUUUGGACACAUAUCUCUGAUGAUGGUCGCGACUUUAUAAGCCGUCUAUUACUUUAUAGUCCUGAAGAACGUAUGGAUGUGAAGACAGCAUUGAAGCAUCCUUGGUUCUUUAUGCUUGAUCGCAAAGCCUCAUUGGAUGACUAUCAAAUUGGAACGGAUCGUUUGAGAAAUUAUUAUGAUCACUUCAGAGAUUGGUAUGCCAAUGCGUCCUGCAAGAAUUACUUCCGCAGACGUCGCCUGAGUGGCUGCUUCCAACAUCCAUCGAAAAUGGUCUACCCAAGUGGACAUUCAUAUACCCCAGAACGUACGCCCGAACCCUUGCCGGAACCAAGAAUUAGAAGUAAACGCGAAGAUGUCGUCUCUAAAUUCUUGCAUCCAGAUUACGAGCUUGGUCUCAUACAAUCUGAGAGCCACUAUCAAUAUGGUCCCGACACGUAUUUGCUGCAAUUAAGAGAUGUUAGCUUCCCCGUUAGAUUGCGUGAAUAUAUGAAGGUGGCACACAGGCGAUCGCCAUCAUUUGCAUUAAACGAUUCAGUUGAUUGGUCGCUGCCCGUUAUUCGUGAAAGACGCCGUUUCACUGACAUAAUGGACGAAGAAAUUGAUGAUGAACGCACAAGAAGUCGCAUUAGCAUGUAUAGUGCCAAUGAUUCGUAUUCGAUUAGACGUUUGAGAACAGAGUUGGGACCCCGAUUGGAUGAAUACACCGAGGCCGAUGCGAUGCUGGAGAGUCAGCGUGGCGGCUAUCCACCGUUCUUCAGGGAGAAGCCACAAACGAUUGCCAUCACGGAUAACAAGCCGGCCCACAUACACUGCUUUGCCGUUGGAGAUCCGAAGCCCUGUGUACAGUGGUUCAAAAACGAUAUGGUUGUGUCGGAAAGCAAGAGGAUCAAGAUAACCUAUGACGAUGAUGGUCGUUCGAUACUGCGCUUUGAGCCAGCCGUACAUUUCGAUAUUGGUAUCUAUAAGGCAGUGGCCAGAAAUAAGGCAGGUCAAACUGUGGCCAGAUGUCGCAUAGUUAUUGCAACACUUCCCGAUGCACCCGACUCGCCGGAAGUAUCCGCAACGAGUGCAAGCGAAAUACUAUUGAGAUGGAAGCAACCUCGAGAUGACGGACACUCUCCAGUCUUGUGCUAUAGUCUGCAGUACAAACUGCAGACGAGCGAUGCGUGGACAACGGUUGCCGAUAAUAUUGAUCAUGAGUUUUAUUUAUUGCACGAACUCACACCCAACACCAAUUAUCAUGUGCGUCUGGCUUCGAAGAACCGCAUUGGCUGGAGUGAUAUGGGAAUUGCCGUUAAUGCAACGACUUCCGGCAAUGAUGCACCCAAAGUCCACAUUACUAAUGCCAUGAAACACUUACAACAGUUGACGGAGAAGGGUCAGGAAAUAGUUCCUGAAGAGGAGCGAGUCCAUACCGACUAUCAUUGUGAGCGUGAACCGCCCACCUGGGUAACUGAUUCCUCCGUCAGCGAUAAGUAUAGCUUUAUUUCGGAGAUUGCUCGCGGCGAGUUCAGUACGAUCGUGAAGGGAAUUCAAAAAUCGACCGAUACCGUCAUCGUUGCCAAAAUAUUCGAAGUCACUGAUGAAAAUGAGGAAGCCAUUGUCGCUGAGUUUGAUAAUUUCAAAACUUUGAGACAUGAACGUAUCCCAGCUCUGUUUGCCGCCUACAAGCCAAUGAACGUACCGAUUUCGAUAUUUGUGAUGGAGAAACUACAGGGUGCCGAUGUGCUAACCUACUUUAGCAGUCGUCACGAAUACUCGGAACAGAUGGUUUCCUGUGUAAUCACUCAACUAUUGGAUGCUCUGCAAUAUUUGCACUGGCGUGGAUAUUGUCAUCUGAAUAUUCAGCCCGAUAAUGUUGUUAUGGCAUCGGUGCGAUCAAUUCAAGUGAAACUUGUCGAUUUUGGCGCUGCAAAGAAAGUAAAUAAAUUGGGAAUAAAAAUAACACCAACUGGCAUGUUGGACUUCCAGCCCCCAGAGAUGAUUAACGAUGAGCCAGUCGUCCCACAGAGUGACAUCUGGUCGCUGGGUGUACUCACCUACCUGCUCCUGUCCGGUUGUAGUCCAUUCCGUGGCAAUGACGAGUAUGAAACUACACAGAAUAUUUCAUUUGUGAGAUAUCGUUUCGAAAAUCUCUUCAAAGAGGUUACACCAGAAGCAACCAGAUUUAUUAUGCUGCUAUUCAAGCGUCAUCCCACGAAACGACCAUUCACAGACGAUUGUCUGGAGCACAGAUGGCUUAUGUCCUCAGAUUAUAUGGUUAGGAAGCGUGAGCGCGCCAUAUUCUUAGGAAGUCGACUAAAGGACUUUAGCGAUGAAUAUCACGACCUUAAAAGCAAAUCAGCCACAACAUCCAAAUCUCUUUAUGCGGUUGAAGGCGGACCGACUCCUUCUCAACUGCUCCGAUCAAAUAGCAUUCAAGAGGAAUUGCUAACAACAUUUUAGAUAAAUAGCUAACAAAAAACCAAUGGUUGUUAUGAAUUUUCUCUGUAUUUCAGCUUACGAGUUACGAAAAUAAUAAAAAUUGAGAUACCAAAUAUUUAAUUAA
Messenger RNA from Drosophila grimshawi, 12517 nucleotides. RefSeq names its product obscurin (gene Obsc). Gene Ontology annotation, biological process: protein phosphorylation; homophilic cell-cell adhesion. The coding region runs from base 1 to 12414 and encodes 4137 amino acids. Gene Ontology annotation, molecular function: ATP binding; protein kinase activity; guanyl-nucleotide exchange factor activity. Gene Ontology annotation, cellular component: plasma membrane. The transcript has 35 exons. NCBI's taxonomy places the organism in Eukaryota, Metazoa, Arthropoda, Insecta, Diptera, Drosophilidae. The record is from RefSeq and is a predicted model, not a curated record.